AUGGGGGCACCGGGAAUUAACAUCCCUAUCACACCUGUUCCACGAUAUCAAGGAGCGAACGCCCAGGGCACGAACGGCGAUGUCUCGCUGUCCAACUCCAAUGAGUACGCAUAUCUCGUAGAUGUAGGCAUCGGCGGACAAACCUUCGAAGUGUUGCUCGACACAGGAUCCUCCGACUUGUGGGUGGUCUCGUCAAAUUGUACGACGCAGGACUGUGCCGAGGUACCCAAGUUCGACACAACUGAUACGGCCAACCUCACGCUCUCUGGGGCCGCUUUUCAUCUCGGUUAUCUGCUCGGCUCUGUCACUGGCAGUAUUGUUGCCGAUACCGUCGCUUUGGGAUCCUAUGAAGUUUCGUCCCAAGUCCUCGCGCUGGCCAACGGCACUUCUGGUCUCGACCUCUCCGGGACAGGCUACAGUGGAAUUCUAGGGCUGACCUUCCCAGCUGAGGCAUCCAUUGCAGGGACUUAUGGACAAACUUUCAUUGACAAUGUCUUCGCGUCCCUGGACGAAGAUGAUCGCUUUUUCGCGUACAAGCUUGGAAGAAACAAGACCGAUUCUUCGUUCGCUAUCGGGCAGUUGGAUCCUACAUACGCAAACUCCUCGUCAAACUUCACCUACAUCCCCGUAUCUUCCGCCGGCACGAACGACGGUCAAUAUAAUUUCUGGAAGGUGCCCCUCCAGUAUAUCACAAUUAAUUCGACGCGGUUCGACUUGUCGAAGACUUCGGUUUCUGGGGCGUCUACGAAUAUCGGGAUCCUGGACACUGGUACUACGCUGCUACUCGGGCCUUCUGCAGACGUCGAGAGGUUCUGGCAGUCGGUGGGGAACACAAGGAAUACGGACUCUGGCUGGCAGGUCCGCUGUAACCGCGCUGCCAUCGUCGGGUUUGUUCUCGGCGACGGCGACAACCAGCAGGAAUUUGUCUUGGAUCCUGCCGACGUCAAUUGGGAACCCGGCAGUCAACAGGACGGCUGGUGCAUGGGCGGCAUACAGGCCAACGACGGGGUCUUUUCUGGCGACUGGCUACUCGGUGACACAUUCCUCCGGAACGUCUACGCUGUGCACCAUGCUGCUACGAAUGCAAGCUCUCACAGAAUCGGUCUUCUCGGUAUGACAGACCCCACGGCCGCUCUCGCCCAAUUUCGGGCUGUCCGCGGCGACGAUACAACUGCACCCGGCCAGGUGCAUUCGCGCGCGCCUCGCUCAACUCAACUAACUGGUGCCGACGUCUGCGGUGUUGCUGUUGUCUGCGGCUUUGUCUUCGGCGUUAUACUGGCGCUGCUCCUUCACAUUUGGCUCGAGCCACGUAGUCGCGGUCGUAAAAUAAUCCGGUACUGA
Rhodofomes roseus is the source of this 1341-nucleotide messenger RNA. RefSeq names its product aspartic peptidase domain-containing protein. Gene Ontology annotation, biological process: proteolysis. The transcript has 7 exons. Bases 1 to 1341 code for a protein of 446 amino acids. Gene Ontology annotation, molecular function: aspartic-type endopeptidase activity. Lineage: Eukaryota; Fungi; Basidiomycota; Agaricomycetes; Polyporales; Fomitopsidaceae. The record is from RefSeq and is a predicted model, not a curated record.